AUGCAAACCACUGUUGGUGACCUCAUCAACCACUUGUCUCAACUAGACCUGUCCACGGUCAUGGUUCUACCUCCUAGUCUCUCCGCACUCGUUGCUGGCACGACCACUCCCAUUCCCGCCCCUGCCGCAGCUCCUGCUGCCGUUGUUGCUCCUGCUGUGCCACCAGUUGCAACGACGGCAGCCACGCAAGGACCAGGCGUUCCGUCUCCAACGGUUGGAACCUUACCAAUUACAGCAUUUGCCGCAGUCUUCCGGUGCCCAACCUGCGACGCCGUUCAUUUCAUGACCCCGAUCAACAAUCCCCCAGUCUCAACCUCGCCCCCACACACCACAGCCUCUCCCGCUCCGGCGGUUGUUCCAGCGCCGCCCAGCACUCCUGCCCCGGCGGCCCGAAGCACUACAGUCUCUCCCGCUCCGGCGGUUGUUCCAGCGCCGCCCAGCACUCCUGCCCCGGCGUCCCGAAGCACUACGGUCUCUCCCGCUCCGGUGGUUGUCCCAGCGCCCCCCAGCACUCCCACUCCCACUCCUGCCAUUCCGUUGCUUCCCAGCACUCCCUCUUUUCCUUUGAUGAGCGCGGCCACCAGCUCAAACUUUGGCACGCCACCAAGCACCCCUGGCCACGCAUUGUCCUCGACUGCAGGCAACAAUGGUCGUUGGUACGCCGUUACUUAUGGUCGACAGAUCGGGGUGUUCAGGGACUGGUAUGGCAUCGUUGAGCCCCUCGUCGCGAACGUGCCUCAUUGGAAGUGCAGGGGCUUCAGUACUCUAGCCGCUGCUACUGCCCACUUCAAUGAACGCGUCAAUGCCGGAGCUGCUGGGAUCUAUGUUGACUAG
Pleurotus ostreatus (oyster mushroom) is the source of this 834-nucleotide messenger RNA. RefSeq lists its product as uncharacterized. NCBI's taxonomy places the organism in Eukaryota, Fungi, Basidiomycota, Agaricomycetes, Agaricales, Pleurotaceae. The record is from RefSeq and is a predicted model, not a curated record. The transcript is spliced from 3 exons. The coding region runs from base 1 to 834 and encodes 277 amino acids.